CACUACACAGCUAGCCCAUGCAAGUUGCCCUGCUGGAGCGCGGCGGUCACGAGAAAGGCUACCUGGAUUUCUAGAGCAAACACAGCAAUCUGGCGGCGCGUGUCUCGUCCCCGCGCAUGCACCCCACUCCCGGGCUGAGGACCUGAGAGCGCGCAGCGGACAACGGGGAUUGCAAUUAAGUGACAAAAUAUUUUGCAAAAACAAACGACGACAUUUUCUUUCUUUUUUUGCACGUCGCUCCGCUCUGAAUAUUUGUCUUCUCUCUGCGCAAACACUUCCCGGAGCGCGCCAGUCACGGAUCGGAAGAGUUGGUGGGGUUCUCGUGCUUUUCUAACAGUGGGAGCUCCUUUUUUGGGUUUCCUGAGGAGCACAGCGACUUGUUUUCUUGCGAGCAUCAAAAUGGACGUGUUGGCGAAUUACAGUAUCUUUCAGGAACUUCAGCUCGUGCACGACACGGGCUACUUCUCCGCGAUGCCAUCGCUGGAGGAGAACUGGCAGCAGACGUGUCUGGAGCUGGAGCGCUACCUGCAGACGGAACCCAAGCGGCUGUCCGACUUGUUUGACGAUGAGCUGGACUGCCUCCUGACGCCGGCGUACCUGAAGGGCGACAGCGACGAGGACCUGAUGGACCCGCUGCUGUCCGGCCUGUCCGGCCAGUCCGGUCCGCCGCCACCCCUGCUCGUAUCUCUUCCCAGGAGCCUCCACGCCCCGUCCGGCGGCGCGCCCGCGGAGGCGGCGGUCAAAGAGGGCAGCGUCGGCGUGAACCCGGCGCAGCUGAGUGCCGUUACAUCCCUCACGCCGCCCUCCUCGCCCGAGCUGGGCCGGCACCUGGUCAAGCCCGCGCAGACCCUGACCGCCACGGCCGACGGCACGCUCACGCUCAAGCUGGUGACCAAGAAGGUGGGGAUGGGCACGGCCAAGCUGGUGGCCGCAGACUCGCUCCCCUCGCCGCCCGGACGGGGCGUGCACAGUGACGGAGAGGGGGGCCAUGGCUCAGCAGGCGUGGGCGACAUGCCCGAGAACAAGAAGAGGGUCCAUCGCUGCCAGUUUAACGGCUGCAGGAAGGUUUACACAAAGAGCUCCCACCUGAAGGCACACCAGAGGACACACACAGGUGAGAAGCCAUACAAAUGCUCCUGGGAGGGUUGCGAGUGGCGCUUUGCCCGUAGCGACGAGCUGACGAGGCACUACCGCAAACACACCGGCGCAAAGCCCUUCAAGUGUAACCACUGCGACAGGUGUUUCUCCAGGUCUGAUCAUUUGGCUCUGCACAUGAAGAGGCACAUUUGAGGGCGAGGAGAGAGAGAGAGAGAGAGAGAGAGAAAGAGAGAGAGAGAGAGAGAGAGGGAGAGGGCGGGAGACGGAGGAGAGUGGAAGAAAGGCUGAAGGGGGCAGAGGCAGAGCACCCCGGCCAGAGAAGGAGACCCCUUGCGGAGAAGUCCAAAACAAAG
This is a messenger RNA of Electrophorus electricus (electric eel), 1451 nucleotides long. It is a transcript of the gene klf7b, whose product is annotated as Kruppel like factor 7b. Gene Ontology annotation, biological process: regulation of transcription by RNA polymerase II. Lineage: Eukaryota; Metazoa; Chordata; Actinopteri; Gymnotiformes; Gymnotidae. Gene Ontology annotation, molecular function: DNA-binding transcription factor activity, RNA polymerase II-specific; RNA polymerase II cis-regulatory region sequence-specific DNA binding. The record is from RefSeq and is a predicted model, not a curated record.